Messenger RNA from Cuscuta epithymum, 2929 nucleotides. NCBI's taxonomy places the organism in Eukaryota, Viridiplantae, Streptophyta, Magnoliopsida, Solanales, Convolvulaceae. The record is from the annotation of a GenBank genome assembly.
CUUUUCCCCAGAGAGAGAAAGAUACAGAAGUGAGAGUGAGAUAUCAAUGCUCUGCAAAUCUGCCAAUCUUACGUGUUUCAGAGCGCUUUUAAUUUCAUUGAUCGAGAAAUAAAGAGAGAUGGACAGGUCUUGGUUUUCGCGAAUAUUAUAUUGAAAUGAUUUUGGGAUUUUCUUCCUACCCUUUAUCUCCUUCGUCCUUUUCGUCUUCCUCGUUGGCAUUUGCGCAUCCGUUUUUGGUUUUUCCCUAGAGAAAUCUGCUCCGGCCUGUUCCUGAGCCAGUGAAGAAGCAAAACGAAGGGAAGGGAUUGUUAGCGGAGGAGAAUUAGAAUUUCCGAUUCACGAUGGUGUUGGGAUGGAGGCGGCCUUUCUGUGCAUCGAUCCCCAGAGAUCUCGAUUCCAUGGAACAAGCGCAGCAUACUACGCCUCAACCGAGUCCUAGAUUCGGGUCCAAGUUCGGGUUCUUCUCGAAUCCUUCGACGCCGCGGAUGCACCACUCUCAACCGCCUGCGUCUACGCCGUCUCUCCGUUGCCGGACUACAGUGACUCCGCCUGCCGACAGUCCGAAACACCAGUCUAAGAGCCCCAGAUUCUUCCACCGCUCGCAGCCUUCUUCUCCUCGUUCUCCUUCCCCCUUUUCUCUCCUCAAAUCUAGCCUCCGUCUCUCUAAGAGCAGGUGUGGGAUAUGUUCAAGGACGGUGAAGUCCGGGCAAGGGACGGCCAUUUUCACGGCGGAAUGCUCUCAUAGCUUUCACUUCCCCUGCGUUGCUGCACAUGUGAAGAAACAAGGAAGCCUCAUAUGCCCCAUUUGCUGCUCAAUUUGGAACGAGCUGCCCGUGUUGUCUCUACACGAUGACGAGAUGAAGAUACUGGAAGUGGAAAUGGAAGAGAGAACGAUCCGACAAGUCACGCCCAAAGGAAUGAAGGAUGUUCGUGUAAAAAGUGAAGCUAAUGAUAAGCAGCGCCCAAAGGGUAGAGCGAUUUUGAAGGUCUACAAUGAUGAUGAACCACUUAUGUCUCCCACUUCUGGAGCACGUUUUAACCCUAUACCUGAAUCUGAUGAAGAGAAUGAGGAAUUUCAGGGAUUUUUCUAUGAAAAAACCAGUCCAGUGAUGCACACGCCUGCUGCGGCGGUGUCCAACAACGUGGAAGCCACGCUGUUGCCUGAGGCGGCUGUGGUUUCAGUUGGCAGGAGUCACGAAACUCAUGCGGUGGUUCUGCGACUCAGAGCUCCGCCGGCAUCGCCGGUGACUUCUCGGAAAGCUCCGAUUGAUCUGGUGGCGGUGCUAGAUGUUAGCGGGAAGAUGACAACCGAUAGCAUCCAAGUAAUGAGACGCGCUAUGAGAUUGGUGGUUUCCUCACUCUCUGCAACAGACAGGCUCUCUAUCGUGGCCUUCUCUGCAACUUCAAAGCGUUUACUGCCGCUGCGAAGAAUGACGACGAGCGGCCGGCGGUCUGCGCGGCGUAUAGUGGAUGCGAUGGUUUCUCUCGGUGGAGCGGCGAGUGCAAUCGACGCUCUCAAAAAAGCUGCGAAGGUUCUGGAAGACCGCCGCGAGAGAAACUCUGCCGCCAGCAUCCUUCUCCUUUCAGACUGCCAUUACGAGCAGUUAGCCGCCAGCUCAGUGUACCAGAGACCUCAAUCUCCGGUGAUUUCGUCCUCCAAGUUAUUCGGCCAAAACGAGAUUCCCGUAUAUUCCGUCGCAUUGAAUGAUGCAGCUGGGUUCGGAUCCGGGUCAACAGAAGACGGACUGACAAAGUGCAUUGGCGGGUUACUAAACGUCGUCGCGCAUGACCUUCGCGUUGAGCUCAGAUUUGUCUCCGGUUCCGCUCCGGCGGAAGUCGCCGCAGUUUACUCAAACGGCACCCGGCCAGUUUCACACGGGUCGGGUCAGAUCCGGCUAGGAGAUUUUUACGCAGAGGAGGAGAGAGGAUUGAUGGUGGAACUGAAAGUCCCAUCAUCCGCCAUUGGGGCCCACCACGCGCUGUCCAUUCGAUCCGUUUACAAAGACCCGUCAACUCAAGACCUCAUCCAUUGCAAGGAACAAGCUUUGCUGGUCCCGCGAGCCCACGCCGUUAGAUCCUCAACUGAAAACAUCAGACGGCUGAGAAACCUCUUCGUAUCGACGCGGGCCGUAGCCGAGUCCCGGAGAUUAGCCGAGCGUAGCGACUUCACCGGCGCGCGGCGCAUGCUCUCUUCGGCUCGGGCUUUGUUAAUGCAGUCAAACUCCGGUCAGGCGGACGAUCUGAUCACCGGCUUGGAAGCCGAGCUGUCGGAGCUGCAUAGAACCAGACAGAACCAGAUCCAACGGCGCGGAAGGGAUGAAGAGAAAGCCGAGCCCCUGACGCCAACAUCGGCUUGGCGAGCCGCGGAAAUGCUUGCAAAAGUAGCUAUGAUGAGGAAGUCGUUGAAUAGAGUCAGCGACUUACACGGCUUCGAGGACGCCAGAUUUUAGAAUUUUUUUUCUGCCGUUGGAAUCCCACCCUCACCCCGCACCCACCCACCCCACCUCAAUUUCUCCCCAUUCAAAAUUAUUAAUGGAAUGUUAAUUUGUACUAGAGUAAGAGAUUGAAGACUAAAAUAAUGUAAUUUAGAAAAGAGUGGGACCCAAAUUGCGCAUAUAAAUACAAUAGGGUCACGACCAAAACAGUUACUCGGGCUGUGUCUGCGAGUUAUGAUUGAUUGAUUGAUUUGGGGCAGUGAGGAGGGGAGGGGCUCUCCAAUUUGUCUUUAUUUCACUAUUUUAUUCUACUCUUAUUUUUAAUCAAUUUCAGUUCCUUCUGUUCAUUUAUGGAAUCUUAUACUCCAUGUUCAUAUUCUAUGGGGUUGAACAGAAGAGGGCAAUACCCUAUUCAAUUAUUCAAUUCGUUAAGUGUUAGAGCUAUAUUCUGAUUAUUCUCUAUCCAUCAAGGCCAAUGGCUCAUUAUGUCAAUU